This is a messenger RNA of Asparagus officinalis (garden asparagus), 2842 nucleotides long. RefSeq names its product beta-galactosidase 11-like. Gene Ontology annotation, cellular component: cell wall; vacuole. The coding region runs from base 113 to 2650 and encodes 845 amino acids. Gene Ontology annotation, biological process: carbohydrate metabolic process. Gene Ontology annotation, molecular function: carbohydrate binding; beta-galactosidase activity. Lineage: Eukaryota; Viridiplantae; Streptophyta; Magnoliopsida; Asparagales; Asparagaceae. The record is from RefSeq and is a predicted model, not a curated record. The transcript is spliced from 19 exons.
CCAGACUUCAACUUUCAACCACAAGCAUCACCAAAUCCUUCCAAUCUCUUGCAUUCAUGUGCACCCUAUAGUUUGAUACAAUACUAUCGUAUAACAUAUAGUUUAGGCCAAAAUGAAAAUAUCGAGAUCACCGAGUCUUCUCUGCCUUUUCGCUCUUCUAUGUGCCAAUGUAGCUUUGGCUGAAAACAAACCAGUGACCUAUGAUGGCCGGUCAUUGAUUAUCAACGGAAAGAGAGAGCUUCUCUUCUCCGGUUCAAUACAUUACCCUCGUAGUGUCCCUGAGAUGUGGCCUGACCUUAUUAGAAAAGCUAAGGAGGGCGGGCUCAACGUGAUUCAAACUUACGUGUUUUGGAAUGGUCAUGAACCAGAAAAGGGCAAGUACUAUUUUGAGGGGAGGUUCGACUUGGUGAAAUUCGUCAAGGAGAUUCAGAAUCAAGGGAUGUAUUGCACAUUGAGGAUUGGUCCCUUCAUCCAGGGAGAAUGGCAUCAUGGAGGAUUUCCGUUUUGGCUAAGGGACGAGCCUGGCAUGGUCUUCAGAACCGAUAACAAGCCAUUCAAGUACUAUAUGAGGAGGUUUCUCAAGUACAUAGUCGAUAUGAUGAUGGAGCAGAAACUGUUCGCUCCUCAGGGUGGCCCCAUUAUUCUAGCACAGGUAGAAAAUGAGUAUGAUAUGGUAUUAGACGCGUAUAAACGUGCCGGUUUAAGGUAUGUUAAGUGGGCAGGAGACCUGGCCAUUAAUUCAAAGGCUGAUGUACCCUGGAUUAUGUGCAAGCAAAAUAGAGUCCGACCCUCGGCACCAAUUAUAAAUGCAUGCAAUGGAAGGAACUGUGGUGACACUUUCAAGGGUCCGAACAACCCAACUAAACCCGUUAUUUGGGCUGAGGACUGGACUGCACAAUUCCGAGCGUUUGGAGACCCUCCAUCUCAAAGAUCAGCUGAAGAUCUUGCUUAUGGCGCCGCACGUUUUUUCUCCAAGAACGGGACGCUCAUAAACUACUAUAUGUACCAUGGAGGAACCCAUUUUGGAAGGACUGGUGCUGCUUUCAUGUUGACCCGAUACUAUGAUGAGGCCCCUCUUGAUGAAUAUGGACUUUUGAAGGAGCCCAAAUGGGGACACUUGAGGGACUUGCACCAUGCCUUAAAGUUAUCUCAAAAGGCUUUGCUCGAGGGUGAAUACUCGAACGAGACAUUGGGAGUGGAACUCGAGGCUCGUGUGUACCAAAUCCCUGGAGAGAAAAUUUGUGUUGCUUUCCUCAACAACAACAACACGAAGAGGGAUGGCACCGUCACCUUCAGAGGGCAAACGUAUUUCCUCCCGCGCCGUUCUGUCAGCAUUCUCCCCGACUGCAAGACUGUGGUCUUCAACACUCAAAGGGUGAUUUCGCAGCAUAACUAUAGGACAUACGUUGAGUACGAGGCAUUCCGAAAGAAAAAUGUUUGGGAGAUGUACACCGAGGAGAUUCCAAAGUUUUCAGAGAGCCAAAUUAUUGGCACCUCACCAAUGGAGCUCUUUAACUUGACUAAGGAUGAGACCGAUUAUGUGUGGUACACUACAACUUUUAAUUUGGAGGAUGAUGACUUGCCAAUGAGGGAAGAUGUCCAUCCUGUUGUCCAAGUUGGCAGCGAAGGACAUGGACUGUUGGGUUUUGCCAACGGUGAAUACAUAGGAGAAGGUCAUGGAAGCAGGGAAGAGCAAGAAUUUGCUUACAGUAGGCCUAUGAAACUGCAUGCUGGAGAUAAUCAACUUUCCUUUUUGAACGUUGUAGUUGGACACCCGGAUGGUGGAGCAUAUUUGGAGCACAGGAAAGCUGGAAUGCGCACAGCUGCAGUCCAAGGACUUAACACUGGAACAAUGGAUUUAACGGUGAAUAGAUGGGGUCACCAGGUUGGUUUAUUUGGAGAGAAGCAACAAAUAUACACCCAAGACGGUCUCUCCAAAGUCCAGUGGAGAGAGUCUGAGAAGAACAAGCAGGUUACUUGGUACAAGAGGUACUUUGACGCACCUCAUGGCGACGACCCGGUGUCUGUAAACUUGACAACCAUGGGCAAAGGAAUGGUCUGGAUAAAUGGUGAGAGCAUCGGUCGUUACUGGGUCGAUUACCUCAAUCCUUUAGGAAAGCCUUCUCAACAUAUGUAUCACAUUCCCCGUACAUUUUUAAAGAAGAAGGACAAUCUAAUGGUGGUUCUUGAGGAGCAUGGAGGAGAUCCAGAGGGAAUAGCGCUUGAGGUGGUGAAGAGAGACAAUAUAUGCACGUCUGCGUCCCAAUUAUAUCAUGGAGAUGUUGAGCAAUUUAAAUUAGAGGGUGGAGUGACGCAAAGAUUCUAUGAUCUUAAACCAAUAUCUGUUCUUCAGUGUGGUCCGAAAAAAGUUAUAAAAUCCCUCGCUUUUGCGGAUUUUGGGAACCCUAGGGGCGCGUGCGGUGCAUUUGUUUCUGGAAACUGCACCAGCCCGAUGACGACCAGACAAGCUGUUGAGAAGGCGUGCUUGGGCAAGAAUUCAUGUACGUUGGAGGUGAAGCCGGAGCUCUAUGGUGCUGACCCAAGGUGCCCUGGGACAAAGGCCACUCUUGCGGUCCAAGCGAAAUGUUCACGUCGUGGGAAAAAGGCUGCUUCUUCUGAAGAUGGCAAUUCUCAAGAGGCUGGAGACUAGAAACCUUUAGUUUUUCUUUCUUUUGAUGUGUUCGUACCGAGGAUCUUCGCCUUGUAUUUUAUCUUAUACCGACAACUAAUUAACGCCAGUAAUAAUAUCUGGCGCGCGGAUGGCUUAGUUAGAAUGUGUGCUUUCUUUGUUUAAUACGAGGCAUGUUUUUUCUUUGAAGAGGAAUUAAUUGUUGCUUGAGAA